This is a messenger RNA of Camellia sinensis, 944 nucleotides long. Lineage: Eukaryota; Viridiplantae; Streptophyta; Magnoliopsida; Ericales; Theaceae. The record is from RefSeq and is a predicted model, not a curated record.
GUGAGACAAAUUAAAGAGAAAUUACAAAAGCAUUAGUGUAAUUACUCGGGAGGAUCUUGAACAAAAUUUUGGCAGUAGUCGUGAAGACGUUGCAAACAGUUUUGGAGUUAGCGUAUCUACAAUGAAGCGCAUAUGUAGGAAGCAUGGGAUCUCCCGGUGGCCAUUUUAACCAGAGAGAAAAAAGGAAAGAUUGAUAGAAGUCAUCAGUCCAUCUAUGCAUGAGAAACAUGAUUCGAGGCUUCGAUGCGUGCAAACACCCCUACAUGCUAGAUCUUCACCUCGAACAAUAGCCUUACUAGGUGGAGGAGAGAUGGUGCAACUUGAUUCAUCAAAACAACAAUCAUUGGUGGAAUUUGAUGUUACAAACAACAGUGCUCAUCUUGUCAGGGCAAGUCAGAGCAGCUCUACCGUAUCUCAUUCAGAUGAGACAAAUUCAAGGGAGACAUUAAAGAGAAAAUGCACAACAGAGAGUGUACUUAGUUUUGAGGAUCUCCAACAACAUUUUGGUUGUAAACGUGAUGAUGCUGCCAAGGCCCUUGGUGUUAGUGUAUCCACACUAAAGCGCUCCUGCAGGCAACAUGGGAUCCCUUGGUGGCCUUCUCGGAAGAAAACAAAAGUUUCCAAAACGGACUGUAUACUCCUUGAACCACAGGGAGAAAAGGAUGUGUCACCCACCUGCAGCAAGAUGCCAACUGAGGGGCAAACAGAGAGAGAUAAUGAAAUGGUUGGACACCUUCAGGACCAAAAUGAAGGCCCAAACUUGUUGAAUACAGGGAAUGGUUCAAACAAAGACAGCAUAACAACCCUUAUUUUUUAGGAUUCUAUCCCUGGUAAUUAUCCUGCCAUGAAUUUGUCUAUUUCAUCUACACACAGAGAAAGAGGAGAAGUCGGGGUUUUCUCUGAAUUGACAUUUCAACUGAAAGGAUUGAUUCCAUCGAAGAGUA